CAGCAGCAGAGGCACACUGCAGUUGGCCAGUGAGGGAAAGGAGAUUUGAGAUUUUUUUUUUCUUUCCCGACAAGAAGAAGAAGCAGAAAAAAAGAAAAGAGAGAGAAGCGUUGAGACGUGAAUAUUGGGACGUUGUGUUUUCCUGACGUGUCGACUGAAUCUGAGUCUUGAGUCUGUCACUUUGAGGGGAGAUUAAAAAAAAAACAAAGCCCCCCCCCCAAAAAAGGAGAAGAGCUGUCACUAUGUCAAGAGUUGCCAGUCUGUCCAAACUGCGGCAGGAGAGGAUGAGGGAGAUCAACAUGCGGAAUAAAGAGAGAGAACAAAUGAGGGAACGGGAGAAGGCAGCCAGAGAAAGGGAAGCGUGUUACGGCAACGGUCACUUGUUCACAACGUUGACGGUGUCAGGAACUACACUGUGCACGGCCUGCAACAAGAGCAUCACUGCCAAGGAGGCGCUCAACUGCCCGACAUGCAACGUCACCAUCCACAACCGCUGCAGAGAUACUUUGCCAAACUGUGCCAAAAUGAGACAGAGGACGUUUUGUCCUUUGUUAUCGCAGCAGCAGAAGACAGUCCUGUUGAGGAAUAACUCAGGUUUGCACAACGUCACACUGCGCGCAAAAACUCCAGGAAUGCGUGAACGUCCAACCUCGGCGAUCUACCCCUCCGAGAGCUUCCGACAGACCCUGCUGGGGUCACGGCGAGGUCGCUCCGGCCUUUCACUCUCCAAGAGCGUCUCCACCAACAACAUCUCAGGCGCUCUGAACGACGACUCUCCUCUGGGCCUGCGCAGGAUCCUGUCCCAGUCCACAGACUCGCUCAGCUUCAGGGCCAGAGCCAUGUCUGUGGAGUCGCUCAAUGAUGACGGAGACAUUUACUAUACGUCAGUGCUGGAGGAGUUGGAGAUGGAGAUCCAGGACUUUAAGGCAGACUCGUGGAGCAUGGCUGUGGACACCAACUAUCUGCAGGCACAUCGCAAAAAUGUCAUCAAGAGGCAGGACGUCAUCUACGAGCUGAUCCAGACGGAGCUGCACCACAUGCGCACGCUCUACAUCAUGGAGAGGGUGUUUCAGCAGGGCAUGCUGGACGAGCUUCAGCUGGAACUGAGCACCGUGCACUCAAUCUUCCCCUGCUUAGACCAGCUCAUCAGAAUACACUCUCACUUCCUGGCACAGCUGCUGCUGCGGCGCAACAACAGCCUGCAGCCUGGAUCCAGCCACAACUUCACCAUCCACGAGCUGGGAGACAUUCUGUUACAGCAGUUCUCAGGCCAGAGUGGCGACGACAUGAGGAAGACUUACGCCGAGUUCUGCAGCCGCCACUUAAAGGCUCUUAAAGUCUACAAGGAGCUGCUGGCUCGAGACAAGAGGUUCCAGUACUUUAUACGACGGGUGACUCGAGGACCGUUGCUACGUUGCCACGGGGUUCAGGAGUGCAUCUUGUUGGUGACUCAGCGAAUCUCCAAGUAUCCUGUCCUCAUUCAGCGCAUUCUGGAAAACAGCACCGAGGACGAGGAAGAAGCUGCUGCUGUGGCCCAGGCGCUCAGCAGAAUCAGAGAACUCCUUACUUCAAUAGACCAGCAGGUGGAGGAGAUAGAGAAAACACAGCGGCUGCAGGAGAUCCAGGCCAGACUGGACCCCAGAUCUGAGGCCAGAGUGAGAGACGGCAGAGUUUUCAAGACCGUGGAGUUACUGCGACGCAGACUUGUCCACGAGGGAACCCUGUUCUGGAAAACCCCAGGAUCCAGACUCAAAGAUAUACAGGUCUUAUUGAUGACGGACAUCCUGGUGUUCCUGCAGGAGAAGGACCAGAGGUUCAUCUUCCCAAGUCUGGACAAACCCCCGGUGCUGUCCCUGCAGAACCUCAUCGUGAGGGACAUCGCCAAUCAGGAGCGAGGCAUGUUCCUCAUCAGCGACUCCUGUCCGCCCGAGAUGUACGAGCUCCACGCCGCCACCAAGGAAAACAGGAACGUGUGGAUACGACACAUCCAACGCACAGUCAGCAAGUGUCCGUCAAGGGAGGAGUUCCCUCUCAUCGAGACGGAACACAAGGCCCAUCUGAGGAGACUCAAAGCCGAUCUCCAUCAGAAGGACCGGGAGGUGCUGGAGCUCCUGCAGGAGAGGGUGAUGGUGUUCUGUGAGCUGGCAGAGCUGACCAGUGGUCAGGAGGGACUUCAUCCUCCCAUCACUCGCUACCUGUUCCGCGCGGACACACCCCAAGCUCCCCGAGCGGAGAAACUGCUACUGGAUGCAACAGCUGAAGUGGACAGACUGAGUGAACUCCUCCUGGGCUCCAGUGUGGACAUACCUAUUCUCUGUCAUCACAACCACAAGGAGGUGGCAGACACCGGUCCUCAGGAUCUCCUGCUCAACGGAGCCCAUGAGUUUUGUGUCUCAAAGGACAGCAUGAGGAGUCAAGACAAGACACCUUCCUCUGUAAGUAAGAGGCUUCAAGGAAACGAGAUCUGUCAGAGACUGGUGAAUCUCAGUGUUUAUCUUCACGCACUUCAGGGUGCGAUCAUCAAACAGGACUCAAUCCUGGAAAUGCUGCUACAAUCUCAGGACACCACAGUGCCGGCUGGAGGAGGAGGAGGAGGAGGAGGAGGAGGAGGAGCAGCGCGCCCUCUGUGGCGAGACGGCGGAAACCGCGAGGCCAACGUGGGGUCAUCCAUCGGGGAGCUGGCUCUUCUGCAGAGACAACACAGUCUGCUGCAGGACGAGCUGCUGAGACUGCGCGACGCAGAGAACCGCUUCAAGGACAGCGAGAAGGCCCGGGCCAAGCUGGAGAAGCAGGUCCGACACAUGAAGGUCUGCAGUGGAGGACCUGCACCUGACGCCCAGCAGCUGGAGGAGCAGACUUCUCAACCUGUGUCUCUGCGACCUGGACGAGACGACUUCCGUGCAGCUGACACAGUGCAGGCCAGACCGGAGUCUGACUGCGCAGCAGAUGGUCUACAGGACGGCAGUGAUUUGGAGGUUGACAUGACAUCGGAUGAUGAUGACGAUGACGAUGAGACAUCGGAAAACUCCAAAGGUCUUCAUGAUAUUCCAGAGGACCUGUGACUGUCGGCAGGUCACACAUGGCUUAUAAUCAGCUCAUAGCGAUAAUUUAAUGUUACGCCGUUUGACUUCAACAGUUUCUCUCCUUUCUGCAAGUCUUAAUAUUUAUUUAGCUGCUUUUGAGUUGAUGGUUUUGUGACAGUGACUUGUUUUAUUUUCCUUUUUUUUAAUGCUUUGGAUUGUUUGUUUCCUUGGUUUGAUACAAUGACUUGACUAAAGGGCUGUGGGGAAUGGAUCUUGCUCAUAUGUACAGGUUUGUAUUUGUACUAUUGUAUCUUGAUAUUUAAGGAUCAUAUUGUUUGCAACACGUACAUUUCUAAGCUUUAGCGACUUUUAAUUGUGCAAAUCAAAAUGCACUUUGUCAAAUUUGCACAAAACAUGCAGGGCUCGUUACUUUUUAUCCCCAGUAUGUGGGAAUUUAUUAGUCUUAUUAGUAUUUGGAACAGAUUCCUUUCAGCGACUCCAGUCGCCUAAAUAUUUACUCUAUGCUGUAACUGUAUAUUUAAAAUAGUAAAUACUUGAUUUAAAUAAUUGGAAUAUACAUGUUUGUAGUUUAAAAAUGGCUGGAAAUCUAUUUUAUAUUAUAGUGAAGUGAUCAGUAUAAUUGACUGAGGGGAUUUAAAGACAUUUUAAGAGAGCAGAAUUAUUUGUAAGAUAUAAUCUGAACAGAUUUAACAUGGAAAAGCUUCAGAGAUGCUAAAUAAUAUAAAGGAAACAGACAUAUAUAUAAAAUCAUAUAUCAUAUAAGCUCAGAGACUGACUCCAGUCUUCUUUGGCUUUGAUGCAGUUAAAGGUACAGUGUGUAAAAAUGAAGGUGUAAUUAUUUUUAAUUUGAACAGAAAUUGAAAAUAAUUGAAUGAUACUUUUUAAAUGAGUGUUCAAUAAUAAAUUAACAAAUAUCUUCAUUUUGGUUACAUUCAUAUGAAAAGUAAACAUCAAGCAAGAUCAUUUAACACAAAAGUGCCAAUAACUGAAAAAGGAAUAGGCUAAAGCACAAGGGUAAACCCCCAGGAAAUCAGUGAAAAUACAUCAAACAUUACACUUUAGAGUUAUCAAUUCACACUGUAAGCUGUCAUUUUUAUUUAUUUUUUAAUUUUACAUUUCAAUUUUUUUAAACCAAAAAGAGUUUUAAAUAAUUGAAAUUUGUCACUGCUAGUGUCAAACAUAAAUAAUCCUCUUAAAUUUAUAAUUUCCUGUGUCUGAACGCAAACAGGACACUGUAUUAUUCUGUCAUUGCUCUUUUCUGAAGUUUAAUUCACCUGAUUGUUGUUUUUCAUUAACCCAGAUUGAGACAAACUAAACAUCUUUUGAGUUUUGACACUAACUGAAGGCUACAUAACGUGAGAAUUAAUUCAUUAAUGCUAAAUUUUACACACUGUACCUUUUUUAAAUUGCAUGUGAACGACAUUCCGAGAAAACAGGGUUGAACUGAAUGUAUGUCCAGGUGACACUGAACAGAAAUAUCCAGAUAAUAAUGAGAUGUCAACCAUUGCCCAAAGUGUCUUUAUGUCAUACAGAGAUAACAUUCUAAAGUCCAAAUACACUUUCCAUAUUAUUUAUAACGUGCAGUUAUUACCUAAACAAAGCAUCACGGUGUCAUCCUUGCCUUAUUUGGUCUUCUUAUCUUCUGUAAGUGCUUCUACACCCAACUUAAAGGUCAGUGCCUUUUAAAAAAAAAAAAAAAAAAAAAAACCUUUAGAAAUGACUGUUACACGAGGAAAUGAGGGUUUAAAAAUGAACAUGUGAAUCCAUUUUUGUGCUGGAGACACUUCACUUUAUCAAUGUGAAUGUAAAACACUUUUCUUUAGAGGACUGACUCACAUGCACCGAACACAAGAGCCAGAGGUGGCAAGGAAUGAUGUAAAAAUACUUUGUUACUGUAUUUAAGUAGAUUUUUCAGGUAUCUGUGCUUGAGUAUUUAUUUCUCUGAUGACUAUUUACUUUUACUCACGAUAUUUGAAGACAUAUUUCUGUUCUUUCUACUCCUCACGUUGUCAAAAUGUACCGGCCGGUUCAUUUUUCAACCUCUUCGGAUGGCGACGUGACAUAAAAGACGCAAACUAGAGAGGGAAAGGAGCAGAGUGAGUAUGUGCCCAUGGCCUUAUUUUAGAGAGCUACUCAAAUGUAUCUGCGCCAAGAAUGAUGUCUUGUGCUAACCUAAAACCCACUAGCUCAUGUAGAACCUCUGCUCACUUCUUUUUAUACUAGCAGCGGUGCAGGUUGCUAAAAAAAAAAGACCCUAUUUCGUUUGCCGUUGUUAAAAAAGGUAUUGUACAUCACUGAGAGUAAAUUAUUUUUACUUUUGUAUUUAAAUACAUCACAGAGCCUGUACUUUGAAUUUUAAGUUGAAUCAGUACUUUUACUUUAACCAGAGUCGUUGUUUUACACAAAUAUCUGUACUUGUACUUAAAUACAGAAUGUAAGUACUUGCCACCUCUACUAAGAGCCAUAACACAACUAUAUCUUGAAUGUUUUUUUCUUGCAAUGUUUCCUUUCUUCCUUAAACCAAAAGUUAAUGAUACAUUUCUUGAAACAAUACAUUGAAAGGGACAGUGACAUAACAUGUUUUUUGUUUAACUGAUACACUUAGCAGCCCUUGCUAUUGCUUUAUUGAAUUAUUAGCAGACUGCUAAUAAUAAAAUAAAGACCAAGUAAAAAAAAUAAUGUGUUUUUUAUUUUAGCUUUGUACUCUAGUGCUCGUGCUAAAAUGAAUAGAGCCUUCUCAAAACAUGACACAGCACAAAUACUUCCAAUGACACUGAAACAGAUUCUAAAUAACAUCAAUAAACUAUAUAUAUAAAGAUAAGAGUAAUUAAUUCUCUUCACUCGUUGAUGGAUUACUUCAUUGUUUCAUUGUUGAAGCGGCUAACCUGUAGUUUGGAUGAUUCUGUUUUGCAGAGGAAGACAAAUAAAGCACGUAAAAUCAUACUGUCUAUAAUAAUUACAUCGACAUAAUCUAGAAGCAUGUACAUCUACUAAAGUAGUUAAGGAGGUAUUUUUUUUUGAAUGUUGCUGUCUGAUUUCAGGUAAUGCAUUGAUAAUAAUAUAAUCUAUGAAAAAAUAUAGUGAAAAUCCAACAUCCAACAAUCACUAUGGUACGCUUGUUGGUUUGAUGAUUUAUGGGAUUUAUGCCACAUUUUCACACGUUAUAUCCAUCUUUCCGCGAGCUUUAGCUGCUUAACGCGUGUGUGCAUAACAACACAGGGCACAUAAGGCACUUGCUUUUGCAUGUUUUUUUUUCCACAAUUGUUUUUUUUUUGCAACAGAGCUCUAGAUCUAUCUAUCUAUCUAUCUAUCUAUCUAUCUAUCUAUCUAUCUAUCUAUCUAUCUAUCUAUCAAUUGUAGUUAGCUAGAAAUCUAGCAAGAUAGCUAAAUAGCUUGCUUGUUGUUAGCUAGCUAGAUGCUACAGUAUCUAGAGGAGAUUAACCCAUCUAUCUAUCUAUCUAUCUAUCUAUCUAUCUAUCUAUCUAUCUAUCUAUCUAUCUAUCGUAGUUAGCUAGAAAUCUAGCAAGAUAGCUAAAUAGCUUGCUUGUUGUUAGCUAGAUGCUGCAGUAUCUAGAGGAUAUUAACCUAUUUAUCUAUCUAUCUAUCUAUCUAUCUAUCUAUCUAUCUAUCUAUCGCUCUCUCUCAUCAGUCGGCAUAUAUCUUCAGGUUAUACCAAUAUUCCUUUGUGAUUGAUUCAAACUGUCCACAGUUGUCUCUCCGUCUCAGAAUGCACUUGAUUCUACUGUACACGACUGUACAUGUCUAAUAAUAUGAAUGUAUUGUAGGCUGCAUCUCUCUGGAUCUCAAGCUGAAAAAUGUAGAUUUUGUAAACUUUAAAAAAAAUUUAAUAAUAAUAAAGUGAAUGAUGUUCAAAGGCAGAGUGAGACCUAACCCUAAAACAGGGACUAUUGUACUUCCUUUUGCACACCCGUGUGUUACUCAUGUGAAUUGUAUUACCAAAAUAAUGAAAAUAAAAACAAGUGUGAUACGGAAUGUAUUUUGUGUUGUGUUGUGUCGUGUUGAUUUUGACAUCUACCACUGAGAUGAUGCUGCUUUAUUAAACUGUAUAAAGAACAUUCCCUGUAACUGUGAA
Molecule: messenger RNA, 7137 nt
Organism: Solea solea (common sole)
Lineage: Eukaryota; Metazoa; Chordata; Actinopteri; Pleuronectiformes; Soleidae
Gene: arhgef2a
Product: Rho guanine nucleotide exchange factor (GEF) 1a
Exons: 23
Coding region: 243-3062 (939 amino acids)
Biological process (GO): regulation of Rho protein signal transduction; cell morphogenesis; actin filament organization
Cellular component (GO): ruffle membrane; cytoskeleton
Molecular function (GO): guanyl-nucleotide exchange factor activity; microtubule binding
Source: RefSeq, a predicted model, not a curated record